AGCCGAGCAGGGGGACACUGUUGUCAUUCGUCAGGGCUGCGUGUCGAGCUUUUGUCCAGGAGAAAUGGCUGGGAUUAAAGCUCUCAUCAGCCUGUCCUUUGGAGGGGCCGUUGGCCUCAUGUUCCUCAUGCUAGGAUGUGCCCUCCCAGUGUAUGACAAAUACUGGCCUUUGUUCCUCCUCUUCUUCUACAUCCUCUCCCCCAUCCCUUACUGCAUCUCGCGGAGGGUGGUCGACGACACAGACUCGGCCAGUAACGCCUGCAAAGAGCUGGCCAUCUUCCUCACGACGGGCAUCGUCAUCUCAGCGUUUGGCCUGCCCAUUGUCUUCGCAAGAGCUGAAGUAAUCGCCUGGGGGGCGUGUGCGCUUGUGCUAACGGGUAACGUAGUCAUCUUCGGGACCAUCCUGGGCUUCUUCAUGGUCUUUGGAUCCAACGACGACUUCAGUUGGCAGCAGUGGUAAAGCAGCAGCGGGAGGGGGACCUUAGUCUGAACUGUUUUUAUUAGCGUUACAAUUAUUAUUAUGGUAUUACUGUUUGGUUCUUGUUGUUGUUAUUUAUAUGAUGACCGCCCAUCCAUAGACUCACACCAAACCAGUGCAAUACUUCUUUUCUUUUUUUUGUUUUGUACCGCCUGCAUCAUAUUGAACUGACACAAGUGGGAAGGAAAAUGCUGACCUUCAGUUGGACUUUUACUCAUUUUAGUUCUUCUGUGUUUGUGAGUUUUUCUCCAUUUGUGUCUUUCAUUUUGAGUGUUAUAAGCUAACGAGCGCUGGUGAACAACUGCUUGUUUUAUCUGUGAAAAAAAAAAAGAAUCCAAUUGAAUGUCGAAUAUGACUGAAUCUGACCAAAAGGACGGGGUCGUACCUGUCUGGGCUCCUUUCUCUAUUUAAUAGACACACUGGAAGAAGCUGUCGCUACACUGACAGUACAGACGGGUGUGCGUUUCUAGUCAAAGUGCUGAGUUCAGUGUAAAUCAGCAGAAAGCAGAUAGAAAAUCUGCACAACACAAGCUCAGAUUUCACCAGUCAGGAUGAGGAAAAUCUCCAUUUCCUUUUGGCACGAGUCUCAGUAGACUGAAACUGUGACUAUCUUUUCAGCCUGUUCUCAUCCCCAGGUAGUCAAAUACCAACAAUUUGAAACCAAAGGCACCUUUUUUAGGCUUUUAACCAACUCCAGUUUAAACUCUUCUGAUGCUGAGAGUCACUGACGUCUUAUAACGAGAAAAACUUCUGUGUGGGGUGAGAGGGAGGUGAAAUAGAUGGGUCAAACAAAACAAGUAUUUUACCCAGGAGACCACAGGUCCUGUCUCAUGUGAAACCAAAUGACAGUGUUGUUAUAAUGUAAUGUUACGUAACGUGCGUACCUACGUCUCGUGUAAAACCAAAAGUCAAUGCCAUUUUAAUUUUUUACACUGGUCACCCCCAACGACGUCACUCAUGUGUUGAAUUUACAUCAUGUAACGUUAUUUUUACAUAACCAGUGUGCUUAUUUUAAACCAAAACAUGGUCAUUUUUCUAAACCUAACCAAGUAGUUUUGUUGCCUUGGACCCAAUCCCAGUACGCCCCUUGCCUUCACCACUUAAAGCUCACUACUCCGAUUUACUCCUUCGCACGUCUAGGGGUAAGAUGUCCUGAUUGUUGUUGGAAUCGAGGGAUAGGGUAAAGUAUUCGGGCUACAUAGCUCUCCAAAUUUAGUUUUUUUUUUUAGUAGGCAAGAUGGCUGCACUGGCAACUAAAGAAACCCACUAAUUAAUUUUCUCCAUUAACAUUACAAUAACCAUUGUAUUAUCGUUUUACUGAUUGUGGUUGCUUUAUUACAAGCAUAACAAAAGAAACUGCCAGUGUGCUGAUGUCUCGCUAACUAGCUAGUUAGCUAGCUAACAUUACAGUAUUAUUGCUGAUUUGUGCAUGACAGUCCCACAUUUUGACACACUUCAUGAUGCAUUCCCCUCUUUUGAUGGCACAUGACGCCUGAAAUAUAACUGAAGUCCAGCAGUGAGGUUACUGCACUUGUUAUUGCUCCUGUAAUACCAGUACAGACUGACAGGGUAGGAGCACAGGCUGCUAACGUUAGCUUACAGAGCAACGCUAGUGGCCUGGUAAUGAAGCAGUGUUUUUUUUUUUAUUUGAUGUUUGAUCGAUUAACUGCUGGAAAACGUACAGUGUGAAAGAAUUGCGAGCAUCCUGACGACCACAGAAGGCUGCCUGUAGCCCAUGUAAGAGAAGUCACCACAGCAGAAGAUGGCAUAUUUGCAUUCACAUAAAUGCCAGCUUCGACAGCUACCGAUGACGUGUCAGGGUCUAGAAGGUUGUCCCUUUUCACAGGGAAAUAAUUUAACCACUACCCCUUGUGAUUUUGUUCUGAGGGGCAGGGUGGCACUUAAAAAACAGAGGGUUGGCUUAAAAGUAUGAUAAGGGAUUGGGCCUAACUCUAACCGUUUCACAACAUUAACCACAAUGCAGUGUGUUCCAGAUGUGUGUCAUAUAGAGACGCUAAAGGCUGCCCUGUGCGUUGCUAUGAGACGCCUUUUUUAACAACCUGGGAAUAAGAAUGAGUUGAUUUUUUCUCACAGUUAAAGGUGAAAACUGAGCUGCUAGCGUGCAGAGUUUUCAUUAGCUUUCUGCUAAUGUGAUGCUACUGUCGCUAAGAUGUGACAGUCACAAAGAUCAGUGAGUGUUUGUGAAAGAGCUGGGCUGUUACUGUCACCACUCAUCUUCUAAACCCUGUUACAUGUGUUAGUGUAAACCAGUCCAGCAGUCUUUCUCUCUUUCUGUGUGAGAACAUGUUGGAUAGAAGUGUUUUCACUUUAACAUGUUUUCCCUUUGAUUUUGUUUUAUGUCUGCAAUCCAAAAGUAUCAUAAAGAGACGAUGUUCAGGAGCAGCAGAGUGUUUGUUUCCUCUGAACUUAGAGGACAGGAUUCAUUUAAACGCCCUCACCAUCACCACAGAGAUCAAAUUAAACCGACUUGGUGAUUUCCCAGGUGCCAACAGGAUGCAGGCUGCUUAUUCACCGUGUCAUUUUGCAUACGAUAGCUGUUACCUCACUCUGUGUAUGGGUAAGCCUCACCCGUGUCAGGUCAAGAAAGCAUGAAAAGCCUUUAGUAGCCGCCAGCUAGCGUAGGAUUAGCUCGAGGACAGCAGCCUUGUUGGAAACUGAGCCAAGCUAAGAACCGGCCGACUUAUACCCGAGGCCCGGGCAGUCACUGACAGCUCUUAAGCUUUUAAAUGUGACUCCUUCAAAGUAAAAGCAUCCAGCGUCAGUCUGUGCUCAGUGUUACUGUCGUAUUUCUCUCUAGAAGCACAUUAGGUCCAGAUUUGGCGCAACGUGCCGUCACAUUUCCUCACACCAGCAUUUUCAUGAUAAAAGUUAUGUUGUCUGAUUUGAAGUGUUUCUGUGUGAAGGAAAUCUGUACCUUAGGUUGUGUAAUCUGUUGGCAGCUUGUAGGCUGCAGUCAGUCAGGUGCAGCUCUCCUGUUCGCUGUGUAACUGCAUUAGUGGGAGCUAAACGAGGAGUUCAGCAUCUGCUGCCUCGCUGAAGCGCCGAUGUGUUGAGUGGAGGGUCAAACAUUUCCUUUAGAUGUCUGUCUUUUUUUUUGUUGGGGGGUUUGUUUCUGUGGAUGGUUCAGUUUGAAUAUGUGCUCUCUGGAAGAUACAACAAUGUGAUUUUUAAUGAGGACUAAUGUUGAUUUGUUUUCAUUGUGUCCCAUAAUUUCAAAACCUAAAUGAAUUCUUUAGCUUUGUGUCGUAGGUCGGCCCAGAACGUACUUUUACCACGGGUUUCCAGACGCAGCAGAUUUCCAAUGAAAGUGUAAGACACACUCUUUGUCCCACAGGAUUAUUUCCACUUUCAGAAUCCUUCUUUAAAACCACACAAUAAAUAAAACUUGCAUUACAGGAAUAGUUCAAAAUUUAAGCCCCAGCUGGUCCAGGAGCUUCUCCUCCCUGAUGGACGUUUCCAGGCAUAUUUUAGGAUGACUCAGGGGCAGUUUGACAACCUGCCGUCUAUCGUCGGG
Messenger RNA from Epinephelus lanceolatus (giant grouper), 4013 nucleotides. RefSeq names its product leptin receptor overlapping transcript-like 1. NCBI's taxonomy places the organism in Eukaryota, Metazoa, Chordata, Actinopteri, Perciformes, Serranidae. Gene Ontology annotation, cellular component: endosome. Gene Ontology annotation, biological process: negative regulation of growth hormone receptor signaling pathway; late endosome to vacuole transport via multivesicular body sorting pathway. The record is from RefSeq and is a predicted model, not a curated record.